AUGGAGGAAGAAGCACAGCCUGGGAAGAAGCAGCACAAAGGGGGCUACCGCCAGAUCAACAAGGCGCUUAAUAUAUGCGCCUUUGAGGAUUAUCUUGAGGCUCAACUCUCGACUUUACCAGAGAUUGCUGAUGUCGAACAAAUAAGUCCACGAGUGUUACGAGUUUUGGGUCAAAACGCUGGAAAGUUUACCCUACAAGGCACGAAUACAUACAUUGUCGGGACCGGCUCUCACAGACUCAUUAUUGACACCGGUCAGGGUAUCCCAGAAUGGGCCACUUUACUAUCAUCAGUUCUCGCUGAACGCAACAUUACUCUUUCUCAUGUUCUUCUUACACACUGGCACGGUGACCACGCUGGCGGCGUGCCUGAUCUACUCCGCCUCUACCCUCACCUUAAUGACUCCAUCUACAAACAUACUCCCAGCAAAGCACAACAGCCUAUCGUCGAUGGGCAAGUCUUCGAGGUCGAAGGCGCCACGGUGAGGGCUCUCCACUCCCCCGGUCACUCACACGAUCACAUGUGCUUCAUCAUCGAGGAAGACAAUGCCAUUUGCACAGGCGACAAUGUACUUGGCCACGGUACCGCUGCUGUUGAAAUGCUGAGCCUGUGGAUGGACUCCCUACGUCUAAUGCAAAAACAAGAAUGCAAGAUCGGAUAUCCUGCUCACGGUAUGGUAAUCGAGAACCUCCCGAUCAAAAUCAGUGGAGAAUUGGCAUCCAAGACAAGACGAGAAAAACAGGUGCUCCAAGCAUUGACCAAAAUUAAGAAAACAGCUGGCUCAGGAAAGGGGGACGUUACCGUCAAGGAACUUGUUACUACUAUGUACGGGGAAGGAAUGGCCGAUGAGGUUCGACACAUGGCGAUUGAGCCAUUUAUGGAAGAAGUUUUGCGGAAGUUGGCAGAGGAUGGUAAAGUAGCCUUCACAGUCAGGGGAGGAGUAAAGAAGUGGUUCAAGAUUGCUUUUGAUUGA
Messenger RNA from Talaromyces amestolkiae, 972 nucleotides. RefSeq lists its product as uncharacterized. The record is from RefSeq and is a predicted model, not a curated record. NCBI's taxonomy places the organism in Eukaryota, Fungi, Ascomycota, Eurotiomycetes, Eurotiales, Trichocomaceae. Bases 1 to 972 code for a protein of 323 amino acids. Gene Ontology annotation, biological process: secondary metabolite biosynthetic process. The transcript is spliced from 2 exons.